This is a messenger RNA of Aureobasidium musti, 1761 nucleotides long. Lineage: Eukaryota; Fungi; Ascomycota; Dothideomycetes; Dothideales; Saccotheciaceae. The record is from the annotation of a GenBank genome assembly.
AUGCGCCGCGUCUCGAAUACCACCACCGGCAGUGACACGCCACAACUCUACUGUCGCACCCGUCCGCUUCAAAGGAACUGUCGAUGCUCCGCCAGAAUUGCAAAGAGCGGUCUUCCCGCCAUGAAUGUUUGGGCUCCGUUGGACGAUGAAACACAAUCAAAGGAAUUCACAACUUCUCGGAAGACAACCAUUCGGCCCAAGGCGACUGUCAAGAAGUCCGAGUAUCCCAAUCUCAGCACACCUGACCUGUACGAAUUGGCACAUGCUGCGGCGGCCAAGGGCAAUAGCCGAGAGGCUAUGCAAAUGGUCGAGUACCUGGUGCGCGAACGACGUGAAUCCCCUAAUCUUCGCCUAUACUCAAUUUCAAUCCUCGCCAAUGUUCAUCCGACCGAAGGUUCUGCUAGGAGCGUGGCUCGUCUGCUGGCUGAAAUGGAGGAUGAAGGACUGCAAAUGAACGUACAGAUCUGUCACGACGCACUGCGUGUACUAAGUGUUCACAUGGACUACUUGCUGCGCAUGGAUAUUCUACAAUACAUGCGUCGCCAAUGGUUGCAGUUGAAUACCGAAGGUUAUCACUGGGUUGGUGCAGCCUUGUUUCGAGAAGGCCAACUUGAAAUGGGUUACAACCACCUCGAAGAGAUGCGGAAGGACAAUGUGCCGAUUCAAAGUUGGCUCUACGACAUUGCCGUAUAUACCAUGCUCGAAAUGAAUGAGUUCGACGACGCCUUGACCAUAGUCAAAGACCGCAUUGCUGCCAACGACUGGAUCGUCAACCGGAAUCUUUGGGCUCAUAUGCUCGACCGCGCGGCAGCCUUCUUCCACUAUCGUAGCGCCGUAUAUGUCUGGAACAGCCAAGUUAUCCCUGGUUAUUUGAUUCCUUCAUCGGGAACCUGUCUAAACGUUCUUACUACAGCUGCUCGCAAGGGUGAUGCGGCCCUGGCGACCUCUGUCUUUCAUGUUCUGGGCAAGCGCAGCACAAACUUCAAGCAAAUUCACUAUGAUCAACUUCUGACUACCUACAUGUCUGCUUCGCCACCCGACCUUCGCGCCGCCUUCACUGUCCUCACCAUCAUGGCGAAUGUGAAGAUACCUCCGACCUCUGUAUCCACGCGCCCUAUCCUGACACACCUUGUUCGUAACCCUUCCGACUGCGCGACCGCCUUCGACAUUAUAACGUCUCUCCACGAAAGUGGUCGGGAAGUUCCUAUUGCGGCAUUGAACGUACUGAUAGAGGGAUAUGUCGAAUCAAACCAACUCGAGCAAGCCUUAGUGGCCUACAAACACAUGCAUCUUUUCGAACAACUCACUUUGGACAAACAUGGCAAACCUAUACGUCGGAGCCGAUCUUAUAGCACCCUCGACACCUUCAACAUCCUUCUUCGUGGCGCAGCAAAACCCAUCGCUCAACAGGCUUACGAUUUAGCGAUGUUCCUGGUAUCUGAGAUGUUGGCAUUAGGCGUUCGACCUGAUGCUCUUGUCUACGACCGCCUGGUGAUCAUCUGUAUCCAAGACGCAAAGUUGGACCAUGCAUACCGUUACUUUGACGAGAUGGAAGAGCUGGGAUUCAUGCCCAGAUCGCGCACCGCUGAGUUGCUGGCAAAAGCAUUGGCGGAGAAGGCAGAUAGUAGAUGCUGGGAUGUUUUGCAGAGAAUGCAAGACAGAGGGGUUGCAGUGGAUGAGAGACAGAGGUCUGUUGUGCUGAACAUAUAUUCAGGAGCUGAACAAAACAAUGGGGGUAAGUUCUUGGAUAUGAUCGAGUAG